AUGGGAAAGGCUUUUUCUCGAGUGAAAACUCCUUUUAAGAAUUUCGAUUUGGAGAACAGGGCUCACAAAAUCAUUUCGCGGGACAAGCCUACACCUGCUCCUCGUUAUGAAAAGGAUCAAAACGAAUAUGAACGAGUGAUGAAAGAAUAUCCUAAAGUGUACGAAGAAAGUUUGCAAAAGAAUCUAUCCCUCGAUAAGCGAUUAAAGCAGGUUUUCGUUGUUUCGGAGGAUGCCGAUACAAUGAAUAUAAAACAGUCUAAUCCAAAUAGGCCUCUUCCAACUGAUAGGAGACAAGUACAAUCUUUCCUAUACGGUGUUAAAGUGCCCGAUAAGAUUCCUUUAGGUAAAGCAACUUUAGGAAGUGUAUUAGAAUUUUUGAGUCUCCACCAAGGGAAUCCUGUAAAGUACAAUGCGAAAAACAUAUCUGAAAAAUACAAUUUAGCCGAGGACACUGUCAGUAAUAUACUCAAGUAUUUUAAAGUAUUUCAAGUGUAUAUUCCUGUGGAAAGAAAUCCAAAAGCAAAAUUCGCUGGUCCUAGUAUACCUCAAAUAAAAGUUAUUAAACCAAUUAUAAAGGAAUUGCCAUCUGAUAGUUCGAAAGAUAAAUCGUAA
Molecule: messenger RNA, 612 nt
Organism: Phyllotreta striolata
Lineage: Eukaryota; Metazoa; Arthropoda; Insecta; Coleoptera; Chrysomelidae
Source: the annotation of a GenBank genome assembly